Molecule: messenger RNA, 691 nt
Organism: Pollicipes pollicipes
Lineage: Eukaryota; Metazoa; Arthropoda; Thecostraca; Pollicipedomorpha; Pollicipedidae
Exons: 2
Coding region: 128-676 (182 amino acids)
Source: RefSeq, a predicted model, not a curated record
UCUCGUUCUGAUCACGGCCGACAGAUGUCAGCGGUGCGCCAGGUGAGUGGGUGGAGGUCGCCAGGCGCCUGGCCAGUCCGCGCGCGUCCUUGCAGGGGUGGACAACCGCAGCCGCACGUCCCGCACCAUGGAAGCUGUGCUGUCGUCGCUCGGGCUCGGCACGCGCUACUGCGUCGUCAGCGCCGACCACGAGCAGCCCGAGCUAUACGCCGACGACAACGAGCGCUGCCCGCAGACGGCGUUCGAGCGCUUCACAGACUUCGGCACCGUGUACGACAAGUUCUCUAGCGGCGAGCGUCCGAGCCUGACGCUGGCCGGGCGCCGGUCCGACAGCAGCGCCGCCCGCCAGCGCCAGCGCAGCUCGGAGCGCGAGAAGGAGAACACCUCGCCCGGCCAGGCGGUGCUGACGCUGUUUGACCGCCUGGCGAUGCGACACAGCAAGACAGAGCUGUCGUCGUUCGAUCGGCAGUUCCCGCUCAGCCGCAGAUCUGACAAGUACGCAAAAAGUGCCGCGAUUAUGAAGUACGAGGAUGAAUCGCGAUGCACAAAAGGAUUCCUGAUGGGUGGCACGCAUACGUCAAACGACGACAUACAUCAAAAUAAUGGUGCUUUAAAUCGACAGAAGAAAGCCCGGACCUGCGGCAGCAUGGAAUAUCAAUUCGAGCCCGCAGUGUGACACAGACGGGGCCGG